Messenger RNA from Cuscuta campestris, 1817 nucleotides. Lineage: Eukaryota; Viridiplantae; Streptophyta; Magnoliopsida; Solanales; Convolvulaceae. The record is from the annotation of a GenBank genome assembly.
CGGCUCCAUAGCCUUCCCGCCCCCAUGUUUUCUAAGCCGAGCAUCUAAAAAAUCAACCACCUACCUAUAGGUAUUCAUCCUCUUCCUCCCUCUGCGGCCUUUACCCCCUUCUUCACGUCUCCCUCUCUUACCUGUGCCGUCGCAGUAUUGCUGAUUCAAGUGAAUGGAAAAGCAGGGAGAAGAGAGGAAAAGGGCCUUCGAUGGGUUGCCUGUUUUCGCCAAGGAGUUGAUCGCCGGCGGUGUAGCCGGCGGCUUUGCCAAGACCGGUGUCGCCCCACUUGAGCGUGUCAAGAUCUUGUUUCAGACCAGACAAGCUGAAUUCUGUAGUUUGGGGCUGUUGGGGUCCUUUACAAAGGUUGGAAAGACAGAAGGGGUGCUUGGGUUUUACCGGGGAAAUGGAGCAAGUGUUGCUCGAAUUGUGCCGUAUGCAGCAUUGCAUUUUAUGGCCUAUGAAGAGUACAGACGAUGGAUCAUUCACUAUAAUCCCAAUAUUGGAAGAGGUCCUGUUCUUGACCUUAUAGCUGGAUCGUUUGCUGGAGGAACUGCUGUCCUUUUCACUUACCCCUUAGAUUUAGUUCGAACUAAAUUAGCGUUUCAGGUCAUUGAUUCACCAAAAUUGAAUGUAAAAGGGCUUGUUUUUCCCAGUGAACAAGUUUACAAGGGUGUGUUGGAUUGCUUUUCCAAGACUUACAAAGAGGCUGGAAUACGAGGCCUCUAUCGUGGCGUUGCUCCUACAUUGUAUGGAAUCUUCCCGUACUCAGGGUUGAAGUUCUAUUUCUAUGAAGAAAUGAAAAGACGGGUCCCAGAGAAGCACAAGAAGGAUAUCACAGUAAAACUGGCAUGUGGAUCAGUUGCUGGACUACUUGGCCAGACUUUCACUUAUCCUCUGGAUGUCAUUAGGCGGCAAAUGCAGGUUCAGCGAGUUUCAGCAUCUAAUGGCGCCGAAGUGAAAGGAACAAUUGAUACUCUACUAAUGAUUGCCCAAAGACAUGGAUGGAAACACUUGUUUUCAGGGCUUAGUCUCAACUACAUCAAGGUUGUGCCAUCUGUUGCAAUUGGAUUUACAGUCUAUGAUGUGAUGAAGUCAUAUCUAAGAGUUCCAUCACGUGACGAGGCCGUGAUAGAAGCAGUUGUGACGAACAAUAGGCACAGUCAAGCAUCGUCCCUCCACUCCUAAACGGCUCUUGUUUUCAGACAGUUGUCUCUGAUUCCUUGCAGAGCUCAUUGUUUCAGAAGCCUGCCUGCAUUUUUACACAUUGGUACAUGAUAUUCUUCCAUUUGCAACAUUUUUAGGCAUUGUUAUUAGUUUUUUGCAGAAUAAGAUGGUCCGUUCAGUACAUGAAAACAGAUACUUUGUGUACAUACAUGUCUAUAUGUACCUGUGUGAAUAAAUAUAGCAGAGAUUUGAAUGCCUUCAUCCAAACUCUACUUCAUGAAGGGAAAUGUUUCAUGAAGAUCUCAAACUUAUAUUCUGGGCAAACAGCAUUCACAGUGAACACUAAGAGAUGGGGCUUUUUUCUACCACAGUGCAGUUUACUACAAAUACACACUGGGUUGGAGUACUUUCUUGCCUGGUAUGCCAAGAUGGGACCAACACUGUCUCCAAUCUCCAUUCUCAUACCCAAGCCUGGUUGGUUUGAGCUCAAAAUUUUAUUUGCCUAGGUCGAUUUGACUCGUGGGCUUUAAAAAAAAGUUGGCUGGAGCUCGAAAAUUAAAAUGAAGAGUUCCACUCGGUUCGAAGCCCGAUUCAUCCCAAAGCUUGACUAGAAGUUCGAGUAACGCUAGACUCGAAGUUUUAUUAAAGCUUGACUUGAAUC